This is a messenger RNA of Didymosphaeria variabile, 267 nucleotides long. RefSeq lists its product as uncharacterized. The record is from RefSeq and is a predicted model, not a curated record. Lineage: Eukaryota; Fungi; Ascomycota; Dothideomycetes; Pleosporales; Didymosphaeriaceae. The transcript has 2 exons. The coding region runs from base 1 to 267 and encodes 88 amino acids.
AUGGCACGGACGAAGGUUCUCGUCACAGGCGGCACCGGCUUCCUGGGGUCUGAGAUCAUCAAAGCGCUCGUAGAAGCAAACGAUUUUGCCAUCACAGCUCUGGACAUCAACCCGCCAUCGCUCGGGACGUCAUCAUACCCCGGUGUCACUUAUGUGCGUUGUGAUGUCUUGAAAAUGGAGGAACUUCAGGAGGUGUUCAAGAAAGCGCAGCCCACUGUCGUUUUGUUGGAACGCUUCGAAUUCCACACCUUUAGUUUGGAAUUCUAA